Molecule: messenger RNA, 3165 nt
Organism: Oreochromis niloticus (Nile tilapia)
Lineage: Eukaryota; Metazoa; Chordata; Actinopteri; Cichliformes; Cichlidae
Gene: hoxc6a
Product: homeobox C6a
Exons: 2
Coding region: 1514-2221 (235 amino acids)
Biological process (GO): anterior/posterior pattern specification; regulation of transcription by RNA polymerase II
Cellular component (GO): nucleus
Molecular function (GO): RNA polymerase II cis-regulatory region sequence-specific DNA binding; DNA-binding transcription factor activity, RNA polymerase II-specific
Source: RefSeq, a predicted model, not a curated record
AACUACUUAGAGAGCACAUGUGGCGUUUUUGUUUUAAUUCAUCUGAAAAGUUUUUAUAAAAUGAAAAUGAAAAUUAGCGCAUUGCGAUCUCAUCUAAUGGACAAACUGAAUUUGGAGGCAGCUCGUUUAGGUCAAAACACGUGAUCACGUUUUUCUAGAAUUCUGCAAAACGCCUCUAAAGUAAUUUCCAAACCCAUCAUUUGGUGCUGAGAUAAUAAUCGGUUCCCGUUUCCUCUGUGUGUGUCACAGGAAUGUCAAAGCACGAUCACAAGGAGAGAGAAAAAAAAAGACUGGAACAUCUGCAUAAGCAUUUUAACAAGUUGCCUAUUACAUUUUUUUGCUUAAUUAAUUUGAAGUAAAGUGUUCUUUGUUGUAAGUUUUAACAGACUAUACCUGAGAAAUAGCAGUGAGCACUCAUGAGCAGGUUUGCACAAUCGCACAACUGAUUGGAUUUUUUUUUUCAAGAUCGUGGCAGAAGUCAUCUUCACAGGAGCAUUUUUUCAUUCUUUUUUCCCCUUUCUGUACCAUACCUGUCCUGUACGCGAUUUUUUUUUGUCUUGCUUUGCCUCCACAUGCUGUGCAGUGCUUUUUUGAUUCUUAGCGGCAGAGAUUGCUGCCUGUGUUUCAAGGCUUUGCUGCAGAGAUAGUUGUUGGUGAGCUGGGGAACGUCACUUGUUUUAUUGCCCUCACAGAAGAGAGACCAUAAACGCAUUCUUACCACCGACACCCUCCCCCAGUUCACUGCAAAAGCAUGGAAAUCGGAAAGUCGUUGAUAUGGCUGAGAUAAACAGCAGUGUAUGUUGUGUUAUAAUUGUGAAUAAAACUGGCUAUAGGACACACACAUGCGCACACACAAUCACUCACACGAGAACUUAGUAUGACAGUUCAUUGCUUUGCAUUAGUAAACAGCUUUAAUAUCCGUGUUAAUUUUUCUAAUGGUCACUAAUGAAUAGGCAUUUUGUAUAAUAUUUCACGUGUUUUUAAUCAGAUUUCUCCUUCUCCUUCCUUCCUCAAUGUGGUGUCUGUCCUGAAUGACAUUGGCCACGCUUUCCAUCUUGCUUUCUGGUUAAACGCCACAUGCUCAUAAACUUCAAGCCAAAAACUUCUCACUCAGCCAAGCUGUAUAGUGUGCCACUCCAAGUCUAAGUUGUGUUUAUCGACAUUUAGCAGUAAUGUUCAAGCUCUGAGCUAAAAGCUACAGUUUCUCCUCAACUCCUGCCUCUCAAUUGGUGGAGAAUGGUCAGCUGACAUUGUCAUAUUGUCUCUCACCGAGCCAAGCCUCGGCUAUAACACUCGGGUUUGUGCGUCUUAACCGGAGAUUGGAAAUUAAUAAUAUUGAAUCCUCAAAGUAGCUCACGUCCAGUUACAGAGGCAGAAAGUCGAGGAAAAAAAGAAGACCUUGGAGAAAGGUGUGGUUGGUUGACACAGAGGGGAAGGAGAUUUACUGAGAAGGAGAUUGAAAAGAGACCGAUAAAGAAGUGGGGAGAGUUGGAGAGAGGGUUACAAGCAAGGUAUGAAUUCUUAUUUCGCAAACCCGUCGCUCUCCUGCCAUUUAUCCGGUGGUCAAGACGUUUUGCCUAACGUACCCCUAAACUCCACCACCUAUGACACAGUUAGACAUUUUUCGUCGUACGGUGCCGCUGUGACCCAGAAUCGGAUAUAUGCACCUUUCUACUCUCCUCAAGAUAAUGUGGUGUUUGGGUCUGGCAGGGCACAGUAUGAGUAUGGAUCAAACGUGUUUCUUCAAGACAAGGACGUGCUUCCCAGCUGCAGACAAACAAAUAUGGGACUCAAUACACAAAGCCACAUUGCUCAAGAGUACAGUCUGGAUCAAGGAAGAGCAGCAGCUCAGGAGCAGAAAAGUAACAUCCCGAUCUACCCGUGGAUGCAGCGAAUGAACUCACACAGCGCAGGAGUCGGCUACGGGACAGACAGACGCAGAGGACGACAAAUAUACUCUCGUUACCAAACGCUUGAGCUGGAGAAGGAAUUUCAUUUCAAUCGCUACCUGACCAGGCGCAGACGCAUCGAGAUCGCGAAUGCGCUUUGUUUAACAGAGCGGCAGAUCAAAAUCUGGUUUCAGAACCGACGCAUGAAAUGGAAGAAAGAGAGCAACCUGACCUCCACGGUGACAGGAACUGAACAGACAGGAGCGUCUCAAGAGCAGGAACGCAAUGGCGCGAUGGAAGAAGGGAAGGAUGAAGACAAGAAGAAAGAAUAGCUAAUAAUAAUAAUAAAAAAUAUAAAAAUCACACGAUGACCAUUACAAACCAACAUAACUACCUAAAAAUCUACAUGGACUCGAGAGCGACUUCACCGCAUGAUUGCUACCACGCAGCUCUUACCAAUUUUAUUUCGUGUUGAACCACAGGAGUGUUGAUCCUUAGAAAUCCAAAAUUAUUUCAGCCACAGUUUGGCCGCUGUGUUGUGUGGAGAACUGAGGGUUUUUUUGUUUUUGUUUUGUUUUUUAUUGCAAAUGUCACACUUGUAUUGUGGAAAUAAAAAGAAGUAUUAAUUUCUACCUAUCUUCCUAUGCCAGGAAAUCUGUAUAUUUACCUGUCCCCCCUCACACACACCCCAUCCAUCACUGUGAAACUCUUUGAUCACCUCACUAUAAUACAGUGUUGAUCUGACUAAACUCAUUACUGUACAUGCGCAUUCCAUGGAGGCAAAAGAGCGGGCGGACACUUGAUCACAAUGUAAUCUAUUACUUGAAUUGUCCGCAGGAAAAUGGGCCCUGCAUCAAGCUAAAAGUUGCACGGAUAGUCUCCAGUCCGAACACACACAGACACACACACACGCGCGCGAACACACACAAACAAACAAAACUCAUAAUGUCUGUACAUGAUAAAAGUAACGGUAUAUAAUGUAAAUCCCGUGGAAACGUAAUGUGCAUUUAGCCGCUUUGGUAGACGCUGCAUAACAUAAGAUUGCGCUUUAGUCCCCCUUUUUUGAUCAUUUGACACAACAUGCUUUCUUGUGAGAUAGAUUUGUACACCAGUAAUUCUUCACCUUUGUUUGAGAGUCAAACAUUAAUGUUUUGUCAUAACUGUGUAUCACGGAAUAAAAUAUUUGUAAAACUUUCACCUUCGUCUUGUCUGUUUCAUGAGUCAGGUGAAGACAGGUCCCUUAAAUACGUACUAAAAAUACACAGAGAUUUCCUAA